AUGUCACUGAAAGCUGAGAGCAUUCGUGUGAGCUGUGCUGAAGCGUUCAGCAAAAUGGUCUUCCAGUCUGUGUGUUUGGUCUUCCCAAAUUACAGGAGAGACCAAAUUGUGCUGGCUAUUGUAUUGCUCUGUGAAGAUAAUUCCCUGAUGAUCCCUUCUCGCAUAGGUAUCGGCACAAUUGGCUAUAAAAGGUUCCAGUUGAUUAUGGCGAGGCAGAUGAGAGAGGAGGAGAAAGGAACGUACGAAGAAGCUUUGGCAGAAAUAUUUCGUCUUUUUGAUCGCCAUGCUGACGGCUUCAUCGAUUGUUCUGAGCUGCAUAUUGCCAUCAUGGCUGCUGGGGAGCAUGUUACAGAGGAGGAAGUUCAUGAACUCAUCAGGGAGUGGGACAAGAACAGUGAUGGCAAACUUGACUUUGAUGAAUGGACGAAGUUGUUGGAGAAUGUCCAAUAA
This is a messenger RNA of Stegostoma tigrinum, 450 nucleotides long. Its product is annotated as troponin C, skeletal muscle-like. The transcript has 4 exons. The record is from RefSeq and is a predicted model, not a curated record. Bases 1 to 450 code for a protein of 149 amino acids. Lineage: Eukaryota; Metazoa; Chordata; Chondrichthyes; Orectolobiformes; Stegostomatidae. Gene Ontology annotation, molecular function: calcium ion binding; enzyme regulator activity.